Asterias rubens (European starfish) is the source of this 2413-nucleotide messenger RNA. Its product is annotated as neurotrimin-like. The transcript has a single exon. The record is from RefSeq and is a predicted model, not a curated record. The coding region runs from base 316 to 2160 and encodes 614 amino acids. Lineage: Eukaryota; Metazoa; Echinodermata; Asteroidea; Forcipulatida; Asteriidae.
GUUUGGCUUUGGUUGGUUGUUGUAGUGUACAUACACAUUGCUCUGUUUUGGAAGAGCAUGUUGACAAAACAUCGGUCAAUAUUUGUACUAAAACGGAUACAAUGAGCGCAGUGUCAACCAGUAGAAAUAACUACAAUAGAAGGGCUUCAAACAAGGGUCUCACUUAAGACCAUGUAAACAUGGAAUCAUAAAACUGAAUUUUCACCGAGAACUCUGUGCAGUGACUUUCUAUUCUGCACUAUUUCACCAGUGCAUACGUGGAAUCGGGAGUGCGUUUUUCUCUGCUGCCCUGCUGUUUUUAUCAUUAAAACUCUCAUGAUAAUGCAGCGCUUCAAUGCUCUAUCACCAUCGUCUGCAAUGGCAGUAUGGCUCGUGCUUGUGAUCCUCGUCAUGUACGGUGAGUUUCAUGCUGUCGUCGGUAAUGUGAUUCGGGAGAACCCGUUGGAUUCGAACACCACCCCGGGGUCGACGGUGGUGCUCCGGUGUGCCGUAAACAACGACCCAAACCAGGCACCGUACACCGUGUACUGGUACAGACACAACCCGACUGAUGCAUACCUUACUAAGGGAACUCAAGUGUUCCAUCAGACUCGCACUGGGGGCUUGUGGCAAAGACUCACCGUACAAGGUAACACGGGAACUGGGGAAUAUUUUCUCGAAGUGCAGAAUGUCCAGAUGUCGGAUGCUGGUGGGUAUAGCUGUGUGUAUUUCCAAGGGGAUACUUAUUUAGGGGAAUCCAGAAUUGCGACUAUAACUGUUUAUGUUGCCCCAGAUGAGGGCUAUCCGUUAUGUAGUAUGGAACCAAGCGGGGUAUAUCUUGAACCAGGACAGAGUGUCACAUUGACUUGUGUAUCAUCCGGGGGCACUCCUAUACCCCGUUUGGACUGGAUGAGUUGGCAUGAGAUACUACCUGGAAGGGUCGAGCAAGACCCCCUACCCAAAGCCACGUAUGAACUUCAGUUAACAGAAACGGACAAUGGAGCAGUGUUCACGUGUGUUGAAGACACACCCGCUACACCCCAACUCAGGACGUGCAGUUUGAAACCAUUCCAUCGGCCGACUAACGUUUCUAUAACAACCUCACCGGUAAGCAGUGGAGAAGAUGCUGUGUUUACCUGCUUCGGCCAAGGCAUACCUAAGAUAACCAAUUACACAUGGACAGUUGCCGGUUUAGCUGCCGAAGAUUACAUCUCGUCAUCCGGUGAAAAGGUUUUCAUUCGUAAAGACAAUGAAGUCUUGAGAAUUAUCAAUGUUAAGGCUGAUGACAAUGCAACUAUUGUUAAGUGCCACGCCAAUAACGAGAUAAAUGAGGAGGGAUCUGCAAGUGCUGUGAUUCUGAUCUCGGAGCUUCUUUUGAGCGGUAAGAACAUGAAACCGAGACUUAACGAUGGUCAAAAGGAUGGAGCUGGUAUCAGCGCAGGCAUCAUCGUUGGCUGCGCCCUCUUUCUUGUGCUCGUAAUAAUAGGAAUAAUAUUUAUCGUGAGAAAGCAUCGCUUGAAGAAUUCGACUGCCAGUCAGCAAGACACCGAGACUCAAGUGAUUGAAAAUCAACCCCUCCGAGUUGAUCCGACUGAUGAGGAAAAUCCUGCUAUAGUCGCCAAGUUGCAGUCGAACCAGAGACCAGUCACAAUCUGCCUUACCCCCAGAGAUGCCAUAGUGGAGCAUAUACGAGAAUCGGAGGAGUCAGGUGGACAACCCAUCCGACCGACUGACGACUCGGGCUCGCGCGUCACUGUCGUCGGUCGUUUAUCGUGUGCAGGGAUGACACAUGACUUUGGUGACAUUGGAGUGAUGUAUUCGAAACCUAUCAAGGACAAGAAGAAGGAACCUGAGCAGCUGUCGUCGGACAAUCCCAAAGAUAAACCAGAAACCGAGGAAGAGUCUAAACCUAAAACAAAACCUAAAACUGCCCUCAGGCCUAAACCCAAGAUUCUCCCUAAACCAGUCAUCUCAGCCCCCAUGCCCAUCCAACCUUCGGAAGAACCUAAGACCCCAAAUGAUACCCAAGAUGAUUAUUCGGAUGAGGAUAUGGAUGGGGAGAACAUUUAUGAGAACAUGUGUCAUCGACCGGACAUUACUAUGGACCUAGGGGAGGAGAUGGAACCAUACCUAAGGUCAAAGUUCACCAACUGGAGUGGGGGUCAGGCAAAGUUGCUCUAAUCAUCUAUAAUAAUAUACAUUGUGAUAAUUGCAAUAUCUAAUCAUUUUUUGUUGUAUGAUGAUAAUGUAACAUUUUAUAGGCGUUUUUAACUCUGGUUUUGACAACCAUCCAUUCCAUCCAGAAGUUUUGUUAUUAUAAAUAAAGAGUGCUAAAAAAAUAUUGGGUGAAUAUAUGACACAACAUGGAGUAAAAUAUUAUACACAUAAUGAAUGUUUAUGAGUGCAAUGGUGCGAAUAUGUUCAUGAGUUGAAA